Molecule: messenger RNA, 1018 nt
Organism: Oryza brachyantha (malo sina)
Lineage: Eukaryota; Viridiplantae; Streptophyta; Magnoliopsida; Poales; Poaceae
Product: vesicle transport protein GOT1-like
Exons: 7
Coding region: 298-804 (168 amino acids)
Biological process (GO): endoplasmic reticulum to Golgi vesicle-mediated transport; retrograde transport, endosome to Golgi
Source: RefSeq, a predicted model, not a curated record
UUCCCCUUUCCUCCUCCAUUUUUUUCUCCUCCUCUUGAUUUAGUGUCAUGCGAGCAUCUUCCAGAUCCACUAAAAGCUUAUGCGUUUUCUGGGUUGAUUUGUGUGGAUUGAAAUGUUCAAGGCCUAAAUUUUAGUUGUUUAUUUGGUAUGAUUAGCUAUUGUUUCCACCCAGAUCUAGUCACUUUUAAGUUUGCUACACAUGGAUAUCUGUUGUCUCAUGGAUUAUGUUAACCUGUUGAUGCAUAGUGGUAAUGAUGCCUCGAACGCCACGCCCGUUGCUAGAUUUAGAGGAGGGUCAUGCUGCCGAAAAGGCGAAAACGAGAACAAAGCGGUUUUUGUUCUACUCUUCAUUGGUGUGGUUACUACUCUUUGCUCAACAAGAUGGUUUCCUUUGAGAUGAAUGACCUCAAGAAGAUUGGGCUAGGCCUGACAGGCUUUGGAGUAUUCUUCUCCUUCCUAGGAAUAGUUUUCUUCUUUGACAAGGGGCUUAUUGCAAUGGGAAAUAUUCUCUUUCUGUCAGGUUUAGGUUUGACAAUUGGUCUGAAAUCAACUAUGCAAUUCUUCACCAAGCCUAAGAAUUACAAGGGUACCAUCUCAUUUGGUGCUGGAUUUUUCCUGGUUCUCAUUGGGUGGCCCUUUUUUGGCAUGCUUUUAGAGGCAUAUGGCUUUGUUGUGCUCUUCAGUGGAUUCUGGCCAACUCUUGCGGUUUUCUUGCAAAGGAUUCCUAUUAUUGGCUGGAUAUUUCAACAACCAUUUGUCACAUCGUUCCUUGACCGCUACAGAGGAAAACGAGUUCCAGUGUAGUGCACACUCGUUGCAUUGUUUCAUAUGGUGUAGCAACUGAAGGUUUUUGGGGGGUACAAUAGCAAGUGGUUCUCCCAGUGUGUAAUCCUUUUUCUCUACAUGUUUACUUGCUGGAGGUUUGUUCUUUUGUAAAUUACACCCCUGGACCCCUGCUGAAUACUUCGGCCAGAGACAUGCAAAUUCUACAAUGAAAUGGAUUGGAGAAAUUUCUUAA